UGCUAGGUGACGACGCCCAAACGGCACCCCUGCGCGCCCCCUGCGUGCGUGGUUGCUCAGGUCCUCGCGAGCCGGAGGGCAGCCGGGGACCUUCUGCAAUUCCCGAGACCCCCUGGCCGCCGGCCCUGGCAGCCUCUGUGGGGCCGGCGGAGGCGAGAAGGCGGUUCGGGAGCGCCCGCGGAGCCCGCCGACAGGGUCCCGCCCUGGAAGAUGGCCUAUUACGAAAAAUGCAUUGAAACUGUGGUUGAGCAACUGGACAAGUUUAACCCUGAGAAAGACAGUCCUGAGCAGUUCCUGGAGACUGUGUCCACCUCCCUACAGACUCUGAGCGCCCAGACGCAGGCGUUCAUUCUGGAGGUUCUGUCCGGGUGCCUCCAGUACCAAAGGCUGCUGACCAUCGUGGUGGACGCCUUCUACGUGCGGGAUGGCCGGCUCUGCCUGUGGGCCGACUACAGCCUCUUCGAGGUGAUCUGCUACCUGGCCACCUUCCAGCUGGACGAGCUCGGCUUCCAGCUCUUCUGUAACGUCAUCAAGUCCCAGCCCCUCGACAAGAUGUGCAAGUUUCUCAGGUUCUUCUUCAACCCCUUAAACCUGUGCUCAUGGAUCAAGGACGAGUGGAGCCUCGUCUACGAGAUAGCCUAUGUGAAGGAGAACUGGAUCGAUCCCCUGAUGAGAUGGCAGCCGAAGGUCCAGGAGCUGAUCAGCCAGCUGGAGAGGAUGCUGGCCAAUCACCCCUCUCUUCCAAAGACCAAGGCCAAGGUCACAGAGCCCAAGGAGUUCAAUCUGAGUGCUCCCAGACCCCGUGGCAUUCCAGUGCCAGAGCGAGUCCCCAUCCUGGCCAAGCCAAGACCAGUUCCCAGAAGCACCUACCAGCUGCCCAAGGAGCAGCAGCUGCUGGAGAUAACCAAGAGGUAUAAUCGCCGGAAAGCUGAGGAGCUGCUGCUGAGGGCAAACAUGGAGGAGAUGCGGUGUGCGGUGCCCAGGUCCCGCGGGGAGCCCCUGGUGCAGGACUCCAAGAAGCAGCCGAGGCUCCAAUUCGGACCCCGAAUCCUCAAGACUCCCAAGCUGACCUUCUACAAGCCUAACGACGACGUCCCAGUCAAGCUGAACACUGCGGCCAUCCUGCGAGAAGGGGCCUUAUACCAGCGGCAGGUGGAGAAAGAGCUGCAGAGAGUGGAUCAGCUUGUGGAUGGGGCCGGGGACUUCUCUGAGUUCCUCGAGUGGCAGAAGAGGAUGCAGGCAAAGGACCGGGAAGAGCAGCUGGCUGCAGGCGAGUGCCGGAGGCUGCAGGGGAAGCUCAGCCAUGAGGAGGCCAUCCUGGCCCGGCAGCACCUCAUGCAGGAGAACAAGCAGAAGGCCAACCAGAAGAAGGAGGAGACAGCUGAGCUGAUGCAGCAGUAUGCUGAGAGGCGACUCCAGGAGGAAAGGUCCAUGAAGGAGCUGGUGGAGCAGGUGUUGGAGACACAGAAGAAUGUUAAGGUGGCACAGACAAAGCUCCUGAAAGUCCGACAGCAGAUAGUUCAGGAGGUGAUAGAGGAGAGCCGGGAGCUGCUGCAGCGCAGCACAGAGGCAGCCAAGGAGGAGCAGAGGCAACGAUGUGAGCUCAUCUCCCAGCUGCGAGCCCUGGAGAUGCAGCCCACACGCAAGGGCAAGCUUGUGGACCUGACCCAGAUCCCCGGGUAUGGCCUGGAAGGAGAAAUGUCCAUCGUGGAGCUGCGUGAGCGGCUGGCCCUGCUCAAGGAGAGCCAGCGGCGCGAGGAGGAAGAGAAGCGGGACCAGAUCAUCCAGGGCAAACGCGCCAAGAGCCAGGAGCUGCAGAACACAGUGGAGCAGAUCUCGCUGUGCCGCGCAGCCAUGGGCAGGUCUGCAGCCUUGAGGUGGGAGGAGAAGAAAGCCCUGUCGGUGGGCCCGGGAGCGCCUUGCCAGGACGAGCGCGUGCUCGAGCUGCAGCGCAGGAUCGAGGAGAAGGCGGCCGAGCGCCACAAGCAGGCGGCCCUGCUGCACGUGUCGGCGCCGCGGGCCGCGCGCCCCAAGCCGCGGGCGCAGCUCGAGGCGCAGCACUGGCUGGAGCUGGAGCGGAGCCGCGAGCGCAGACUCCGGGCGCUGCAGCAGGAAGGCUCGGCCUGCGGGCCCGCGCGCCGCCUGGAGGCCGCCUGAGCCGGGCGGGCGCGCCCCAGACCCCGCGACCCCGCCCAAAUAAAGCGUGAGGCCGGCGGUGUGCGCCUCCUCUUCCCGGGCCACCGGUUCCUCUCCGUUCCUCCUCUCUCCCCGUCCCCGGCCUACUCCCCCACCCCCCGCGUCCAGGUUCUAUCCUCACCCCAACCCGCCGCUCGCUGCCUCCGCACCCCUGCUUCACGCCCCACCCAGCCCCAGUCUCCACCUAUCCAGAGCAGGGUUGCCUGAUGAAAUAUAGGACGCCCAGUUACUGCGUGGGACAAACUUAUGCUAAAAAAAGUAUCCACUCUUUAUCUGGAGUUCAAAUUUAUCUAUGUUUUUGUUUAUAUUUUAAAUCUGGCCACCCUAACCCAGGUUCUGGCCCUUACCUCCGGCCCAGCACAAGGCAUUCCCGGUGCCCCCUCUUCGGACCUCCCAGAGCCCCCUCUGCACGUGGAAACCUGGAAUCCCCACUCUCUGCCUGGAGUCCGGUGGCUUAACCUGGGGACGCCCAAGACUGCGCGUGUGAUUGUGGGUGUGCGUUUGGUCGAAGGGACUAGGAUUCUUGAGCCUCUAGGAACCGGCCCUUCUCAUGCCUUGUCUCACGUAAACCUCACCGCGAUGGAGGGCGGGGAUGUAGGAACUGUCCCCCGCCACCAUUCUGCUGAGGCCAUUGGUGCUCAAAGAGGUGAAGUGAUCUGCCCCAAGAGGGGGCACCGAAACCGGGCACCAAUGGGAUCGAAUCUAAGCCUGGGUGGCUUUAGAGCAUGUCCCAACUUCUCCAGCAUCAUUGAAGGAACAAGAUUGGGGCCACUGGGCACGAGGUCGCCCAGGGUGGGGACCAGGACAGAUUCAUUCUCCUGGGUCCUCGGACCCAGGACCAGGCUGGAGAGGGUGUAGCCUGGAGGACAGGCUGGCUUAGAGAAAUCCAGCCGGUGAAACGCAGCCUGAGGAACCAAGCAGUGUGCUGCAGCUCCUGGGAAGGAGAGUAUGGGCAAGCCCAUGUGGUGAGGGGCAGUAAGGGAGGGGCUGGAAACUGCCAGGUGGAUAGAUAUCCAGGAGAGAGAUCCCCCACAGCCACAUCCUCCCUCCCUCCAAGGAGAACCCCACGGCACAUUUAGACCAGGAAGGUGGACAUCUCACAAUGAGAACAGACUAAAGACCAAAGUUCUCUCCCAAAAUUCUGAGUCAUGUCAGAACCCCAGGACUUUCCCACAACCUGGGCUUGUAAAGAGAGGAAUUUCCCACCUCCCUAUCAAAUUAGAACUGGGAACAGAUUAAAUUUCAUUAAAAAAAUAAACAUUUUUUAUAUCCUAUGUUAUAUGAUUCAAAUCCAUUUCAUUUGAUGUAGAGGGAAGAACAUUGAUGGUGACCUGUCCAGUGAGAGAGUCCCUCAGGAGCUCUGAGAGUUUCAAAAGGGGAAUUAUUAGCUCCCAUAACUGGUAAUCCAAAGGUAGGGUGGACUUCAGGACAUGCCUGAUCCAGGAACUCUGCCUCCAAGCUGGUAGCAGUUCCACCUUCACAACAUCCAGAGGAAGAAGGGCCAUCUCUCCCUGGCAGCUCCCUUCGGAAGGAAACCACUCUAUCCUGGAAGCCUUAUGUGAACAUCUCCAGUCUCACUGGCCUGAAUUGAACAUGCAGCCAGUUCCUGCAGGGGGGAAGGUCUGCAUGGGUCCCCAAGCAAGCACUGUAGCAGGAGGAGAGAAUUACCUUUCACCUAUCAGACAGGCCUCUGAACAGAGGGGAGAAGUGAUGGCCCAAUAAACUUAGGGUGCUUUUGGCAACAAUGCUGGUUGGCAGUUCACAGGUCCCUACCUACCCUCUUGGACUGGGGAGCUGCUCAGGGCUGCUGUGAGAACACCUGGGGCUUCUGCUCCAUGCAAACCUGGGUGGGAGCAGACCUUGGCCAUCCCCUGAGGUUGUGGCCUGAGGGCAGGCCUUCUGUGGUAGACUGAUGGCAAAAUGUCUCCUCGUAUCCAUGUUCCUUGCCUUGUGACCUCCCAUCAAGAGAGGGAGACUGUUUCCCCCAGCCCUUCAGUUUGCGCUGACCUGCUUUGGCCAACAGGGUGCAGCAGAAGUGGCUGUGUGCCCGAUCAGAGCCUGGGCCUCAAGAGGCCUCAGAGCUCCCUCUUGUUCUCUGGCAUGGUGCCCAGACCCCACAUAAACACGUCCAGGGGAUCCUGCUAGGAUGAGACACCAUGUGGAGGAGAGCCACUUGUCCCAGUGGAGGCCAUCCUCGACCCCCCUACAAACCAGCGGACGCCAACAUGUGAGGCUGGCCAGGACCAGACCCCCCACCUCUAACUUGUAGAUUCAUGAGCAACAAUAAAUGCCUAUUUGUUUAAAGCA
This is a messenger RNA of Equus caballus (horse), 4503 nucleotides long. It is a transcript of the gene CFAP99, whose product is annotated as cilia and flagella associated protein 99. The record is from RefSeq and is a predicted model, not a curated record. Lineage: Eukaryota; Metazoa; Chordata; Mammalia; Perissodactyla; Equidae.